Molecule: messenger RNA, 2397 nt
Organism: Apodemus sylvaticus (European woodmouse)
Lineage: Eukaryota; Metazoa; Chordata; Mammalia; Rodentia; Muridae
Gene: Nus1
Product: NUS1 dehydrodolichyl diphosphate synthase subunit
Exons: 5
Coding region: 134-1021 (295 amino acids)
Cellular component (GO): dehydrodolichyl diphosphate synthase complex; endoplasmic reticulum membrane
Molecular function (GO): ditrans,polycis-polyprenyl diphosphate synthase [(2E,6E)-farnesyl diphosphate specific] activity
Source: RefSeq, a predicted model, not a curated record
CGAGGGGCUCGGGCGCGGGGGGUGGGGGGACGCGGAGCGAUGGCCCGCGCCGGCUGCUGGGGCGGAUAAGACCCCCCGUCGCGCCGCGGGUGUGGGCCGGAGGGAGGAGACGGUGCCUGAGCGCCACAGGAGUAUGACGGGGCUGUACGAGCUGGUGUGGCGGGUGCUGCACGCGCUGCUCUGCCUGCACCGCACGCUCACCUCCUGGCUCCGCGUUCGCUUCGGCACCUGGAACUGGAUCUGGCGGCGCUGCUGUCGCGCCGCCUCCGCCGCGGUCCUAGCGCCGUUCGUCUUUACUCUCCGCAAGCCCCCGGCCGUCGGCAGGAACCGGCGUCAUCACCGGCACCAGCACGGGGGACCGGGACCGGGACCGGCCGCCACCCACCCCCGGCUGCGCUGGCGCGCGGAGGGCCGGUCCCUGCAGAAGCUGCCGGUGCACAUGGGCCUGGUGAUCACCGAGGAAGUGCAGGAGCCCAGCUUCUCCGACAUCGCCAGCCUCGUGGUGUGGUGUAUGGCCGUGGGGAUCUCCUACAUUAGCGUCUACGACCACCAAGGUAUUUUCAAGAGAAAUAAUUCCAGAUUGAUGGAUGAAAUUUUAAAACAGCAACAGGAACUUUUGGGCCAAGAUUGUUCCAAAUACUCACCAGAGUUUGCAAAUAGUAAUGACAAAGACGAUCAAGUUUUAAAUUGCCCUUCGGCAGUGAAGGUGCUGUCCCCAGAAGAUGGAAAAGCGGAUAUUUUGAGAGCUGCCCAGGACUUUUGCCAGUUAGUAGCCCAGCAGCAGAGGAAGCCCACAGAUCUGGAUGUAGAUCUGCUAGACAGCUUGCUUAGUUCACAUGGCUUCCCUGAUCCUGACUUAGUGUUGAAGUUUGGUCCUGUGGACAGCACAUUAGGCUUUCUUCCCUGGCAAAUCAGAUUGACUGAGAUCGUCUCUUUGCCUUCUCACCUAAGCAUCAGCUAUGAGGACUUUUUCUCCGCCCUUCGGCAGUACGCAGCUUGUGAACAGCGUCUGGGAAAGUGAUGGUUUCUGGUUGCAUAAUUUGACUUCAGGCUUUUGGAGAAAAGGACCCAAGUGACACUGAUGUUUACAAAGUACCUAUAAAACCCUGUACACACCUAGUUCAUAUUCCUCAUAAUUUAUCAACAAACACAAAAAAGUGUCUUACUUGAGAGCGAGUGAGUGCGAGCGAGUGUGCGUGCGUAUGUCUGUGUCUAUGUGUGUGUGUGCGUGUGCGCGUGGGUGUGUAUGGAAAUAAAUUUAUAAAUGGGGCACAUUGGAGAAUGGAGAACACGGAGUGGAGUUGAAGCAAGUAGCAGCAGUGUGUCUCAGGACCUGAGGUUCAGGCUUCGAGCCUUCAGUUCCUGCUACUCCCCUGUUUGUCUGGGGAGUAGGCGUGAGUAGGACUGAUUUAGUUGUCUGUGGUGGGUGGGGAUAAUUUUUGUUCAGCCUUUUUUUAGUGACCAAACUUUAAUUUUUAAGAAUAAUAUAUUGACUUACUAAGGGGAAAUAUUCUCAUUUUGAGUGACACUCAGAGGCUCCGGAUGGUCACAUUUGCCUGCCUGCCUGCCAAGCAGAGCCCUCAGAUUUCCGUCCAUUUCAUUUCUUCAUUAGAGUAAACAGUGUGACUUGAGAGGAUUAGUCUGCUGUCUGUUCUGGGCUAUAGAGAUCAUUUGAAAAAAAAAAUUCUUACAAUAUUUGAUGUAUGGAACAUAAAAUGUUUAAAUAUUGAAUUAGGCACUCAAAACCCAACAAGGUGAAUAAAUAAUCAUCUUAAAGAUGGAAAACCUCUUAAAGUACAGUUUUGAUCUCCUUCUUUGUGUGAAGAUGCUGGAUAGUACCCAAACCAUCUUAAAAAUGUUUCCAUUAGCUUAUUUAAAAAUAACCAUCCGAGAGAAGUUACCAAGGCAGCUCUUGUCCUCAGAAGUAACCUGCCCCUCUUGAGCGGCACCUGGGAUUUUCUUCUCCCAGUCAACCUCAGUGACAGCGGCUACUGAUUAAGUAGGAUGGAGGCCUGUAUUACCAAAGUCUGUAAGCAGAAUUGACCUUGGGCUUCUGUGUUCUAGAGAACAGGACUGCUUCUGACUGAAUUGAAUUCUUGAUAAAUGGUUAAUGAUUUUUUACCACACUGUUAAUCUUUGGAUGGAAACCAUUCUUUAUACUUGAUGGACAGUUUUCAGAAAACUUUUACCAACAGGUGUACAAGAGUCAUGUACAUUUAGAAUAGAGCAGGUUACAUAUAGGCCUCAGAAAUCUGAAAAAAGAAAGCUAAGAAAAUGGGUUUGGGACGAAUGGUUUGGAAUUGCUUGUCAGACUCUGAAGAAGAUAUGUUUCAGCUUUGGAUUACAAACCCCAUUUAUGAUUUUUAAAUAUACUUGAAAUAAAACAAUUAAAAUGAA